Lasiosphaeria miniovina is the source of this 1887-nucleotide messenger RNA. RefSeq lists its product as uncharacterized. The record is from RefSeq and is a predicted model, not a curated record. Bases 1 to 1887 code for a protein of 628 amino acids. Gene Ontology annotation, biological process: protein phosphorylation. NCBI's taxonomy places the organism in Eukaryota, Fungi, Ascomycota, Sordariomycetes, Sordariales, Lasiosphaeriaceae. The transcript has 2 exons. Gene Ontology annotation, molecular function: protein kinase activity.
AUGGGAGAAACGGUAGAGGCAGGCAGUCAUUUACUCCCACACUAUUUCGAGACCGACGUCGACGACAUUCUCGACGACGUUUUCAACGACAUCGGCGGCUACAUCCACAGUCCCGUCGACAGAUUUAUGGUCAAAUACUUUGCUAGGUUCGACUCGAUCCUCCAGGACACCGUGACUGGAAUAAUAGCUCGUGACCGCUACCCGUUUUCACUAUCACCCCGUCCAUCUGUCCAGGACAUUCUUGCCUGGUUUUCUGCCCUGUCGCUGGAGGGAGUAAACGGCGCCCGGGGCACCUGGCAUGCAUGCUGCCACGCACCGGCAGCAGCAGCAGCAUCCGAGCCCGAAGGUUCUAGCGGCGGCGGUGCUCACCUGCUCCUGACGCGCUCGGCAGCAUUCGACCCAAACAUCGAGGCCUCGUGGCGUGACGUCGAGGUCAUCGGGCAGUUCUGCCAAGACGAUAACAGCAGUGGAGGUACCUAUCUAGACGGGCUGCUGGCUCUCGGCGGGCACGCCCGGGCCGUCUUCGCCGCCCAGCCGACCCGCCUCUUCCUCCACGGCUUCUACGUCUUCGACAGGUCCGGGCUCUACAGCAGCGGCGCGCUCGACCUCCGCCGCGACAGCCGCCUCACGCCGUUCCUCUCCGCCGUGCUCGGCUACCGUCUGAUGCGGGACGGCGAGCUCGGGAGGAGCGGUAUCAUCCGAACCGACGAGGUUGGCAGUUUUAUUACAUUCGAGCUAGAGCCUGAGCCCGGGCACGCCGCGGCGCUGGGCGAGAAGCUCUACCUCGAAGACCAGCCGAUCGCGCUCUCCCGGACCCUCGUCGGGCAGGGCACCGCGUGCUACCGGGGCAGGCGGCCGACCUCGAGCAGGUGGCACUGCGUGGUCAAGUUCACGUGGCGCUGGGCCCGCACGCGCCCGGAGGAAGAGCUGCUGAGGCUGGCCGGGGAGAAGGGCGUACGCGGCUUGGUGUCGCUCGACUACGACAAGCGGUAUACCAGCACGGCAGACCUGCGCUCAGGUCUCCGCUGGGGCCCGCACAGGCGGCUUGUCUCGCAGCAGCAGCAGCAGCAGCAGCAGCAGCACCAGGCCGACAACCUCAUACCCCGCGGAACAGCAGCAGCAGCAGCCGGCGCCGGCGCCGGCAUACUCGACGUGACGGAGGCCACCAGCCGCUUCCUGCAGAACCGCAUCCUGACGUGCCUGGUCGUGUCGCCGGCUGGGCGGCCGCUGUGGACGUUCCAGACGGCGCUGGAGCUGCUGCGCGUGCUCUGCGACGCCGUCAGCGCCCACUGGUCGCUGCUGCAGCGCGCUGGCAUCCUGCACCGCGACGUGUCGCCGCAGAAUAUUGUCAUUGCCGACGGGGACUCUGGCUCGGUAGGCAUCCUGAUCGACCUCGACGUGGCCCUGGACGUAGCCAGCGGCGGCCCCGCGUCGCCUCCGGGCGAGGUCGUCGGCACGCGCAUGUUCAUGGCCGUCGAGCUGCUGCUGCUGGGAAAAGAGGGAGGGAGGCACACUCACCGGCACGACCUCGAGUCGUUCCUCUACGUUCUGCUGUGGGCCGCCAUCGCCAACGGCUCCGACAGCUUGCUGGGCGGGAGCCGGCUGCGGCUGUGGGGGAUAGAGAAGACCUGGGACGACUCGGCGGCGCACAAGGCGCGGGAUAUGUCUGCGGACAGCUUCUCAGUCGUGUUGGCAGAGAUACCGCCCAGGCUCGCCGCUGUGAGACCGCUCGCCAAGAACCUGCGGAGGGUCCUGUUCCCUGAGGUAGUUGGGACGGGGACGGGGACGGGGACGGGGACUGAUGAUGUCGACGCCGUGUACGACGCCGUGCUGGGCGCGUUUGAGGAGGCUGUUGCUCUCGAGGCUGGAAGUGGAAGGGGGUUGUAG